Nerophis lumbriciformis (worm pipefish) is the source of this 2100-nucleotide messenger RNA. It is a transcript of the gene ubox5, whose product is annotated as U-box domain containing 5. The record is from RefSeq and is a predicted model, not a curated record. NCBI's taxonomy places the organism in Eukaryota, Metazoa, Chordata, Actinopteri, Syngnathiformes, Syngnathidae. Gene Ontology annotation, cellular component: nucleus. Gene Ontology annotation, biological process: protein polyubiquitination. Gene Ontology annotation, molecular function: ubiquitin-ubiquitin ligase activity; ubiquitin protein ligase binding.
UCCCUUCGCGACUUCCGUAGCUGCUCCCAUUUAAGCUAGCGAGUAGCCGGGGCGAAUUGAACUAUGGUGCUGUUAGCUUUCUCCUACAAACAAACAUAAAAUGGACAAACGACUGAAAAAGCACCUAAAUAGUCUGCUUUAAAACCACCACUACCUCCGUGCAAAAUUGAAGAACAUGGUUGUGAAUCUCUGCCUGGCACACUUCAACACGGAAAUUAGCUCCAACAAGUUGUGUGCAGACGGUUAUGACGUCACUAACCUCAUAUCAGCAAACCCUGCUGUCCGCAGGCGGGGCUUUAAGCUGGAGUACUUUCUACGUCCACCUGUACAGGUGACGUUAAAGUUUGGCUUCCAGGUGGAGCUGUGCAGGGUGGACGUGGAACUGUGGCCUUGGGGCAUGGACCUAGGGCAGACCAGUAAGAGACUGGAGAUCAGCACCAAUUCCGAUCUGCUUCCUCCCCAGAAUUUUGGCCAAGCCGAGGGACUGAACCAAGUCAAUCACCGACUCAAGGUGGACAAGAAGGGGGAAGAAGGAAAGCAGGACAAUCACGCUGGCAGGUUAAAUGGCUAUUUUCAAGCAUGGCGUGAGGGGACUGAACAAAGAGGUGACAUGUGCAAACAAAAGACCAAAAGUCAUUCUCAACCAGACACUCGGUUUAAUAAUCCUGGGCCUGAUUUUAAACUGGUUGGCCGUUGUGAACUCAAGGAGGAAACCAAAGUUUGCUUCUGUCAUUCUGCAUUUCGCCCACGGCCUCCCUUCCUCUCCUCUCCUCCUCCUCCUCAACCAGACAACUGUCGCACAGAAGAUCUGUGGAGUCGAGGUCAUCUUUCUUUGAGCUCUGUCACACAGCUUCGCGUGACUUUGCCUUUCGGCGGGGCUGCAUCUGCUCUGGGCCUCAAGGCUUUGGUGGUGUGGGGGCAGCCGGCUCGUUGCUGCCCUCCAGAGGAAGUAGAGAAAAUUCAUCUCGUCCACAGGGCCAGUCGAAGACCGCUACCUCGACCUAUUGCUUCUGUCAGUCACAUUGAGCAGCCCCAGCAAGACACACCUUCAAGCACUCUCUCAACCCCAGAGGAGUUUCUUGACCCCAUAACCCAGGAAAUAAUGAUGCUGCCCAUGCUCCUCCCGAGUGGCGUCUCAGUGGACAGCACAACCCUGGAGGAACACCAGAAGAGGGAGGCGACCUGGGGGCGAGCCGCUAGUGACCCAUUCACCGGUGUCCUGUUCAGCGCCUCCUCCCAGCCUCUGCCCAAUCCCCAGCUGAAACACCGCAUCGACCAUUUUGUCCUGCAGAACGGACACGCAAGGAGGGACGGAACGUCAGGAAGACGAGCGGAGGUCAAGAAGCCACAACCGUCGAGGCUGAUAGGCCCUUGUCCCUAUCAACACUCUGCAACAACUACAGACAGACACACAGAGGACUUUGAAUCUGCAAAGUCAUCAGAUUGUAGAAAUGUGGAUGAAAGGAAGAAACGACACCGGAGUGGAUCAGAACCACCAACAGCUGAGCAAUCACCUCAAAUUAAAGUACCAAGAAAUGGGCAGGAAAGCAGCAGUAGCUCACAUGAACAACGUCUGUCAGCCAGCCUAGAUGAUGCCCUUUCCUCCGUCUUAAAGGGACGACCCUCUUUUACCUCAAACUUGUCCUUGCGGGAGCAGGCCCUUCCUUUCCCUGCCACUCUAACAGUACCAGGGAAUGAUGGCCGGUGCUCAUCUUGUUCCUCAGUGCUCUCCAUUUACUCCAAACCUCUACCGCCCGUUUACCGCUUGCUCUGCGGUCAUUUGCUGUGCCGCACUUGCCUGCAGAAAGACUCGCCAUCUUUGAACUCUGUCGCCACAUUGCCACCUUUCAUCCAGUGUCCUAACUGCCAAAGCCCUACGUCUCGCAGUGACAUCAUACGUGUGCAUCACUAGCCUGCCCGGAGACAGUGUCAAAGAAACAAGCUGUUCUCAAGGUGGAGCGAACAUCUUCCAACACAUCAGCGACCAGCAUCAUCAACACCACCGGCAAGCAGCGAUGUCUCACUCCGUGCUCCUCCUCUGCGCCCUGGGACUGCUCGCCCUCAACGUCGCCUUCUCCUCCGCCUGCUACAUCCAGAACU